AUGUCGCAGCUCUCCCUCGGCGUCGCGGGGGUGAAUCUGGUGCCGCAGGCGACGGGCUACGGCCUGCUCGUCGGGCUCGGCGUCGCGUUCUGCGGCGUGAUCCUGGUCGCGCUCAAGGUGCAGAAGGCGUACCUGGCCGAGGACGCGGGCACGUCCGAGAUGUUCAUGGUGGCGAACCGGUCCGUCGGCGUCGGGCUCACCGCCUCCGCCGUCUUCUCCUCCUGGAUGUGGAUCAACGAGACCGUCUUCGCCUCCGUCAUGUGCUACCGCUUCGGGCUCGCCGUGCCCUUCUGGUGGGCGUCGGGCCUCUGCUUCCAGAUCUCGCUGAUGGCGGCGCUCGGCGUGCUGGCCAAGAUCCGGGUCCCGCAUGCCCACACGUCGCUCGAGAUCGUCAGGAUGCGCUACGGCCGCGCCGGCCACGCCGUCUUCAUCGCGCUGAACCUGUCCAACAACGUGUUCGGCUGCGCCUCCAUGAUCCUGACCGGCUCCCAGCUCGUCUAUGGCAUCUCCGGCAUGCACUUCGCCGCCGCGACCGUGCUGAUCCCCCUCGGCGCUAACGAGGCGCCGCCGGCUUCGAGCGCAGUUGUCCUCUACACGGCCGUCGGGGGGCUCAAGGCCACCUUCCUCACUGACUACCUGCACACGGCCGUCGCCUUGGUGCUCAUCAUAUACUUCACCUUCAGCGUUCUGACCCACGACGCCAUCGGCGGGCUCUACGGCCUCUACGACAAGAUCGCGGCCGCCGCGGCUGACAACUACGUCCCCGGGAACUACCAGGGCUCCCUCCUCACCAUGAAGUCCCAGGAGGCUAUCAUCUGGGGCCUGAUCCUCAAGUUCGGCAAUCUCGCCCUCGUCGUCAUGGACACCGCAUUCUGGCAGAAAUCGUUCGCCAGCGAGGUCAGCGCCACGGUGCCGGGGUACAACCUUGCCGCCUUCGCCAUCUUCGGGAUCCCGUGGGGGCUCGGCACCGUCGUCGGGCUGGCCGCGCGCGCGAUCCGCGACACGCCCGUGUUCCCGUCGUACCCGGGCCCGUUCGCCAGCGCCGAGGUCAACGCCGGGCUCGUCAUGCCGUACACGGUCAAGGCCCUCGUCGGCGACCGCGGCAUCGUCGCCUUCUUCGUCCUGCUCUUCAUGGCCCUCACCAGCACCGUCUCCUCGUCCAUGAUCGCCGUCAGCAGCAUCCUCGCCUUCGACGUGUACAGGACCUACGUCGACCCCCGCGCCUCCGACCGCCGGCUCAUGCGCGUCAGCCACCUCGCCGUCGUCGCCCACGCCGUCUUCAUCACCGGCGUCUCCCUCGCCCUCAACUACGGCGGCGCCGACAUGACCUGGAUCGGCUACUUCCGCCCCAUCCUCUCCUGCCCCGGCAUCAUCCCUCUCGCCUUGACCCUGUGCUGGUCCGGGCAGACGCGCCUCGCCGCCGUCCUCUCCCCCGUCCUCGGCUUCCUCACCGGCCUCGCCGUCUGGCUCGGCACCGCCCGGGCUCUCUACGGCACCGUUGACCUCGUCACCACCGAGGCCGGCCUGCCCGCCCUCUACGGCGCCUGCGGCUCGCUCUUCUCGCCCGCCCUCUACUCCGUCCUCAUCUCCCGCUGCUAUCGCCCCUACACCUUCGACUGGCGCGAGUUCCUGCGCAUCGAGCUCGCCGACGAGCACCGUCCCAGCCCUGCCGCCGAGACCCCGCCGCCGUCCGAGUUUGCGCCCGUCGCCGCCGCCACCGACGAGAAAAACAGCGCCUCGAACAGCGAAGUAAUACGCCCCGCAACCCCCGAGCCCGCGCACCUAUCGUCUCGCCCCUCCUUCUCCCCGUCAUCUAUCCGUGCCGAAGGCACUGCCAUCGAGAAAAUGCCUCCUCCACCCCCACCGCGACCCCGCCGCGCCAACUCCUCCUCCUCCGACCAGCAGCCCGUCCCGCUCGACCAACUGCGCCACCCCCUCGGCGCCGCGACGCUCGCCCGUCUCCGACGCUGGCACCGCGUCGCGUGGUGGAUCUUCGGCGGGGUCGUGCUGGUGACCUUCGUGGCGUGGCCGCUGCCGCUGUACCGCGACUACGUCUUCGGGCGGUCCUUCUUCGCGUCCUGGACCGCCGUCGCCGUCGCCUGGCAGUUCCUCGCCUUCGCUGCCGUCGUCGUCUACCCCCUCUACGACGGCCGCCGCGACAUCGCCGUCGCCGCCCGCGGCGUCUUCCGGGCGGCGCGCGCGCGCGUGCUGCCGCCGUCGACGCCGCCGCCGCCGACCGCGCCGAUCUGAGCCUGCGAACAGACGACGACCAGUGCGGCGUGCAAAGGACUACCUGCCUACCCGCCUCGGCGUGGUGCGAGAUCGGCGAUCCCCGUGACUUCGGCCGGGUGGAAUGGAGAGUAGUAGUACCGGGGAUAACUAUAGAUCCAUAGAUCUCUCGACAGCUGCAGUUGCUCCCUACCUGGACUGCGUCCUCCCAAGUGGCCGGUGGUCCUAAACACCGAAGGCUAAGGUAAUGGAGCACCAUCGAAUUUUAAUUAGAGGUACCUUAAUUAGAGGUACCAUCUUAUGACAACCGUUGAUACUGGAAGCGUGAUAUGGUGUUGUCUUGCGAAAUCGCCGUAUAUCAAUCACGUAUUAGUUCUAGGCCUAGUCAGCACAUAUUAAGUAUCCACACGCUUGGGUAUGUGUGUAUGUUGAUGUGAGUUCCUUGCGGAACGGUAUUCCC
Durotheca rogersii is the source of this 2689-nucleotide messenger RNA. RefSeq lists its product as uncharacterized. Gene Ontology annotation, biological process: urea transmembrane transport. The transcript is spliced from 4 exons. Gene Ontology annotation, cellular component: plasma membrane. Lineage: Eukaryota; Fungi; Ascomycota; Sordariomycetes; Xylariales; Xylariaceae. Gene Ontology annotation, molecular function: urea transmembrane transporter activity. The coding region runs from base 1 to 2250 and encodes 749 amino acids. The record is from RefSeq and is a predicted model, not a curated record.